UCAUCACUCAUCUCUCAAAUCACAAUGAAAUUCAGUUCACUUUCCAAUGUUGUUAUACUAAAAUGAAUUAACAAAGAAAGAAAAUAUUGCAAGUUUUUCAACAAUGAAUUGGACUACCAUGAGAACUUACUUGAACAGCAAUGCAACUUUAAAAGUCCUUGGCAAACUUCUUCUUGGCCAACUAGUUUCUUCUGCAGUUGCACUCAUGAGCAUCACUACUUCUCUCAUUGCCAAAUUUGGUGUUGAUACACCUUUAACUCAGAGCCUUUUUACAUAUGGAUCUUUAGCUUUGGUUUAUGGGAGCAUAUUGCUUUAUAGGCAUCAAAAACCUCUAGUUUCUUGGUAUUGGUAUUUUUUAUUAGGUUUUGCUGAUGCUCAAGGGUGUUACUUGGUUAUCAAAGCAUAUCAGUACAGUUCAAUUACAAGUGUAACAUUAUUGGACUGUUGGACAGUGCCUUGGGUGAUUCUACUCACAUGGAUCGUUCUUGGCACAAGAUAUUCACUAUGGCAGUUAUUUGGUGGAACAUUGUGUGUGCUUGGUCUCUCUUUAGUCUUACUUUCUGACACACGGGAUGGUGGUGAUGGAGGUGGAUCAAAAAUUAUCUUGGGUGAUGUUCUUGUUAUUGUAGGGACAGUUUUCUAUGCAAUAAGCAAUGUUGGUGAGGAGUUUUGUGUCAAGAAAAAAGAUCGUGUUGAAGUAGUUGCAAUGAUCGGUGUUUAUGGAUUUCUAGUUACCGCCGUUGAAGUGUAUCCAUCUUAUUGUUCUAAUUUGGUUUUUCAAUGGAAACCUAAUACUACAAAUUUAAAUUGUUUUUUUUGUCUUAUAAUUUGGUUUAGUUUCUUAACUUCGUUAUUUGAUAGAUCUGUUUUAGAAUUGAAGACUUUGGAAUCAAUCAAAUGGUCUGCAGAUAUUGUACUUGCUUUUGCUGGCUAUGGUGUGUCAAGCUUCGUGUUUUACUCACUUGCUCCUUUUGUUCUUAAGUUGAGUGGAUCAACAAUGUUUAAUCUUUCUCUUCUAACAGCUGAUAUGUGGGCAGUGGUUUUCAGAGUUUUCUUUUAUCACCAGAAGGUGGAUUGGUUGUACUUUCUGUCUUUUGCAGUUGUUGGUAUUGGUCUAACAAUUUAUUCUACGACAGAGAAAAAAUCUGUUCAUGCUGCAGCUACUACUAUUGAGGAAGAUGAGAAUCUGAACACAGAAUACCAAAUACUUAAUGGUGAAAAUGAAAGUCAAAGCAUAUCAACUUGAUCAAACCAAUGAUUCUUUUUGUUUCAUUAGGGACAUCUCAGUCUUCCUUGAGCUAGAUACUUUUGUGCUUGUAUUUCUACUUGAUUAGAAAAAUAAGUUUAGGCCAAAAAUAUUUUUUUACAAUUUUUUUUAAGAUAAAGAGGUAUGGGAAUUGCUCUUUCCAUUUUUAGGGGUUCGUCCC
Lathyrus oleraceus (garden pea) is the source of this 1427-nucleotide messenger RNA. RefSeq lists its product as uncharacterized. The transcript is spliced from 10 exons. Gene Ontology annotation, cellular component: membrane. Lineage: Eukaryota; Viridiplantae; Streptophyta; Magnoliopsida; Fabales; Fabaceae. Gene Ontology annotation, molecular function: transmembrane transporter activity. The coding region runs from base 104 to 1246 and encodes 380 amino acids. Gene Ontology annotation, biological process: transmembrane transport. The record is from RefSeq and is a predicted model, not a curated record.